AUGAUGAAUCAUCAUGAAUCGUCUUCACCAUCACCACCACCACAGGAUGCGCAUCAUAUUUUACUGGAUGGCAAAGUGGAGUAUGAAUUGGAGGAAUUGAGUAGAAUUUUACUUGUUCAUGAACAAUAUCAAUUGGUGGAAUCAUCAUCUUCUCUUCGGGAAAAGUUGGAAUGGUGGGAAGAAGCCAAGUUUUUGAAAGAACAGGGAUUUUUGUUUCCAUCAUCAUCUAUCACAUUCCAACAACAAUUAACGAUGGAGGAAUUGGAGGAACUCAAAUUUGAAUGCGAGGAUGAUGUUCUUCCAAAAUAUUUGCUUCCUUUGUCUUCAUCCCGAAGAGAUUUGGAAAUAAUUUUAAAUCAACUGAUGAAUUGCAUUGAGAAGGAUCCAGUGGUGAGAGAAUGGAUUGUCGAAAAAAGCCUUCAUUUACUCAACACUAGAGGAAACCAAGCAGAAAUCAAGCAUUUGUUGGCUUACUUUCCAAUAAUACUGCAAAAUGUAUUUGAGUUCAAACAAGUUGAUUUAAGAGCAAAAACUAAAGAUGAAAAUUCGGAGGAGGUUGAAAUAGUUAUAGAUCCAAGAGUAGAAGAAAAUAUCAUGAAGUCAGUCUUAUUCUCAUUGAAGGACAGGCUUGAUCAAAAGCAUGUUAUUAUAGAUUUGUGUUUUGCUUUUUUAUAUUUAAGAUCGAAAGAGUAUGAAAAGGCAGAAAUUUGUUUGGUUCAUGUUACGAAUGAGAGUGAACUGCUAGAUAAUGAUCUAAUUCUCAAUUAUUUAAAAUUGCUUUUGGGACAUGUUCUGAGAAUUAAUUUUAAAUUGGACGUCAGCGCCUAUUAUUUUAGAAAAAUUAUAAAUGAGCAGCCAUUUAAAACAUUGUACAAUAUGCAUAUGUAUUCAGCAAUAUAUUUAUGGCUUGGAGAGAUCAUGGAAUCCAUGGGUUAUGAUGUUUGGGCAACUGAAUGUUAUUUGAAAUGCUGCACUUACUUUCUAGAACAUCCUAAUUUUAAUCAUCCAUUUGUGACUAUUGGAUUUGUGUAUUUGAAAAUAGCGGAACUGUUUUUUAACAUUAAUCACAAUGUUCAGUAUUGUAAAGUAUACUAUCACAGAGCGUACUUAGCGUUGGAACGACAAUAUUUUAAAAGAAACAAGACUUUUAUUGAGCUAUCCCCAUUCACUACCAAGUAUAACAGAGCAUCUAUUGCCAUACGUUUGGGAUGCAUUUACUACCUCGAACAACAGUUCAACAAGUCCAUAGAUCUCUUUACAGAUGCAGAGAAGCUGCUAUUAGCUUUACGAUUUGCUACUCGAGAUGAUGAUUCUGAAAAAGCAAUUGAAGCUUCUACAAGUGCUCCAACCUCUGUAUUUGCCAUUCUUCAAACUCUUCACAGAAAAAUAGCUAUUAAUUUUUGUCGACUAGGUCAAUAUCAGAACGCUGCUCGUUACGUCAUAUAUCGAUUAAUUUUUGAGACAUCACCACAACAAGGUACAGAAUUAGAUUAUCAAAAACAGUUGAAUUUCAUGUUGCAAGAGAAGGAGAGAGAAAAAAGAGAAAGACAAUCCCAUGCGAAAGGAGUAAUUGCUCAAGAAAAUAAUGUUUGCUUUCUUGCUUUGUGUUUAAUUUCUUUUCACAACGACCGAUAUGCCGAGGUUUCAAAAUAUUGUGAAUUAAUAUUUAAAACCAAUGACUCAGAAAAGGAAGUGAAAUUACCACUACUAACCUUUCAAAAGCUGUUCUCUAUUGUUAUUAUGAUGAGAAGAUAUGAUUUAGCUCAGUUAAUCCUCUCCAAAUAUCUACUUUCUAACAAAAGCUAUGCACUCGGGUUUUAUGUCCUUUUUUUGGUAUCUAUUAAGAAUAGGGAUGAAAAUGCAAUUAUUGGCAGUUGGAAAAAGUUUGAUGAGGCCUAUUCCACCACUAGACCCAACAAGAUUUUCGAACCAAUGCGAGAAUACUGGCCUUUCAUGAUUUCUAAAAUUUUGAAUAUUAAGCUUCCUGUGAACAGGUUGUAG
This is a messenger RNA of Naegleria fowleri, 2001 nucleotides long. RefSeq lists its product as uncharacterized. The record is from RefSeq and is a predicted model, not a curated record. The transcript is spliced from 3 exons. Bases 1 to 2001 code for a protein of 666 amino acids. NCBI's taxonomy places the organism in Eukaryota, Heterolobosea, Eutetramitea, Acrasida, Naegleriidae. Gene Ontology annotation, molecular function: protein binding.